Molecule: messenger RNA, 168 nt
Organism: Paramecium tetraurelia
Lineage: Eukaryota; Ciliophora; Oligohymenophorea; Peniculida; Parameciidae
Exons: 1
Source: RefSeq, a predicted model, not a curated record
AUGAAAAUAAGGGAAAAAUAUUAACCGUAUUUUGGUUUUUCGAAUUUCGAUCUUGACAAAUUAGCAGAUUCAGGGCCUCAUAAUCACAUUAUCAACAAAAUCGAAUUAUCGAGAUCACAUUUAAUGAUGGGAGCUGGAUUAAAUUUCAAAAAGGAGUUUGAAUAAUGA